Uranotaenia lowii is the source of this 2799-nucleotide messenger RNA. RefSeq names its product DNA replication licensing factor Mcm6 (gene Mcm6). Gene Ontology annotation, cellular component: nucleus; MCM complex. The transcript is spliced from 4 exons. The record is from RefSeq and is a predicted model, not a curated record. Gene Ontology annotation, biological process: mitotic DNA replication; double-strand break repair via break-induced replication; DNA replication initiation. Bases 331 to 2700 code for a protein of 789 amino acids. NCBI's taxonomy places the organism in Eukaryota, Metazoa, Arthropoda, Insecta, Diptera, Culicidae. Gene Ontology annotation, molecular function: single-stranded DNA binding; ATP binding; single-stranded 3'-5' DNA helicase activity.
CCUAGCCUGCGGAGGCCUUUAGCAAGUACAGUCGACGGCAUUCAUUCAAUUUUGUUGCAUAUAACCAUCCCGUUUUCGAUAAAUACUGACUUUUACUAGUUUGUCCAUUAUUCAUUGCGAUUAUCCUAAGAAAUCCUUGAAUUUUAGUUGUUUUUGUUACUUUUAACUCGCCCAGUGAUAUUUCUAGUAAAUAAUCAUGGAUGUUGCUGAUGUUCACGUUGGCCAGCUACGCGUCAAGGAUGAAGUGGGGAUUCGUUGUCAAAAAUUGUUCCAAGACUUUUUGGAAGAUGAUUUCAGCAGGAGAAAGUUUAAAAAUAACCAUUAAUUUAAAUGUUAUUUUCAUCAAGGUUCAAAGAGGAUGGAGAAAUUAAGUACCUGAGAACUGUAGCCGAUCUGAUCAAUCCGGAUCGAUCAACUCUUGAAGUCAGCUUCGAGGAUAUUGAAAAGUACAAUCAAAAUUUGGCCACCACCAUUAUUGAGGAAUAUUAUCGAAUUUUCCCUUUCCUGUGCCAAGCCGUUUCUAAUUUUGCCAAGGAUCGUACCGAAUUGAAGAAGGAAAAAGAAUGUUAUGUAUCGUUUACUGACGUUCCAACGCGCCACAAAGUACGCGAAUUGACUACAUCUAAGAUUGGAACACUGAUUCGUAUUUCCGGCCAAGUUGUACGCACGCAUCCAGUGCAUCCGGAACUUGUCACUGGGACAUUUGUUUGCCUGGAUUGCCAAACGGAAAUACGGGAUGUUGAACAACAAUUUAAAUAUACUCUUCCAACUAUCUGUCGUAAUCCUGUAUGCGCUAACCGUCGACGGUUUAUGUUGGAAGUGGACAAAUCUCAAUUUAUCGAUUUCCAAAAGGUUCGAAUCCAAGAAACGCAAGCAGAACUUCCCCGUGGAUGUAUUCCUCGAUCAGUGGAAGUAAUUUUGCGGUCAGAAAUAGUAGAAACCGUUCAGGCUGGCGAUCGUUAUGAUUUUACUGGCACGCUGAUUGUUGUUCCCGACGUGGGAGCUUUGCAGAUGCCAGGCGCUAAAGCCGAGAUUGGAUCGCGUCAUAAGCAGGGUGACAACGCCGCUGAAGGUGUACGCGGAUUGAAAGCUUUGGGAGUUCGUGAUUUGAACUAUAAAAUGGCGUUCCUAGCCUGUUCGGUGCAGGCUACUUCUUCGCGAUUCGGAGGAACAGAUUUGCCAAUGAGCGAAGUCACUGCCGAAGACAUGAAAAAACACAUGACCGAUGCUGAAUGGAACAAAGUGUACGAAAUGUCAAGGGAUCCAAAACUGUACCAGAACUUGAUUACCAGUUUGUUCCCUUCAGUCUAUGGCAACGACGAAGUCAAGCGAGGUAUUCUGCUUAUGUUGUUUGGAGGAGUUGCUAAAACUACACAUGAAAAAACAACACUUCGUGGUGACAUCAACUGUUGCAUUGUUGGAGAUCCCAGUACAGCAAAAUCACAGUUUUUAAAACAAGUUGCAGAUUUUUCUCCUCGUGCGGUAUACACUUCCGGAAAAGCGUCAUCGGCUGCUGGUUUAACAGCUGCCGUCGUUAAAGAUGAAGAAAGCUACGAUUUUGUCAUAGAAGCCGGAGCACUUAUGUUAGCAGAUAACGGCAUUUGUUGCAUCGAUGAGUUUGAUAAGAUGGAUCCUCACGACCAAGUGGCGAUUCACGAGGCUAUGGAACAGCAAACAAUUUCGAUAGCCAAAGCUGGAGUUCGUGCUACACUGAAUGCAAGAACUUCGAUUCUUGCUGCUGCUAAUCCGAUUGGCGGUCGUUAUGACCGUUCAAAAUCAUUACAACAGAAUAUUCAAUUGACUGCUCCCAUUAUGUCUCGUUUUGAUUUGUUCUUCAUCUUGGUGGAUGAGUGCAAUGAGGUUGUUGAUUAUGCUAUCGCCAGAAAAAUUGUUGAUCUCCAUUCCAAUAUUGAAGAUCGGGUUGACAUGGUUUAUACAAGGGAAGAAGUUCUCCGAUAUAUCAUGUUUGCCCGUCAAUUUAAGCCAAUCAUAACAAGUGACGCUUUGGAACUACUUGUUGAAAAUUAUGGUCAUUUAAGACAACGUGAUACCGGUACAUCUGGCAAGAGUACUUGGCGUAUAACUGUUCGGCAACUGGAGAGUAUGAUUCGUCUUAGCGAAGCAAUGGCAAAAUUAGAAUGCAGCGAGGAAGUUACCGAAAAGCAUGUCAAAGAAGCCUAUCGUUUACUCAACAAAUCGAUCAUUCGUGUUGAGCAGCCUGAUAUCCAUCUAGAUGACGAAGAAGAUGCUGAACUUGCUCUGGCCAUGGACGCUGAAGACGAAAGCACGCCCCUGCAAAAUGGAAACGUUGAAAAUGGUCACCACGAAAAUGGACAUGAAAAUGGACACGAUGCUCCGAAGAAAAAACUCACUUUGUCCUUCGAAGAGUAUCGCAAUCUUUCCAAUAUGCUGGUCAUUCACAUGCGUAGCGAAGAAGCUCGCUCGGAAGUGGAAGAGUCACAAAGCGAAGGUGUGAAGAAAUCAGAACUCAUCAACUGGUACCUGGAACAAGUGGGUGAACAAAUCGAAACCGAAGAAGAACUUGUUGAGCGGAAAACGCUGAUUGAAAAGGUUAUCGAUCGACUCAUGUAUCACGAUCAAGUAAUCAUCCCUCUUAAAACUUCUACCCUCGGUGAGAAAGAGACUCAAGAAGAGGAUCCUUUGUUGGUGGUGCACCCGAACUACAUUGUUGAGACGUAAUUUUGUUUUGUUUUACUCUGCAAACUGACUUAUUGGAACAGUUUGAUAAUCUUUAAUCUUAAGACAUUAAAUUGUAACUUUGUACACAUAUUAGAUAAA